CUCUCACCGAGACUCAUUUUCCAUGGAUAGAAUGGAACCUGCCUUAGAUUUACCUCAGAAGGCCUCAUUCAAUGGGGCUGAGGAAGGCCACAAGCAAAAUAAUGAGGAAGUAGGGGUGUCAACAACAUUGGUAAGCAAUGGUUGCGUCGAUAUACGAGGGAGAAUUGCGGACAAGCAAAGAACUGGGGGAUGGAAGGCAUCACCCUUUAUCAUAGUGAAUGAGGUGGCAGAGAGGCUAGCGUUUUUCGCAAUUGCUGUGAAUAUGGUGCAGUACUUGGUACUUCAGAUGAACCAGUCGCUUCCAAAAGCUGCCACGCACGUGACUGAUUGGAUUGGAGCUGCCUAUGUUCUCACAAUCCUUGGUGCAUUCCUAGCUGAUGCUUAUUUGGGCCGAUUCAGAACCAUCAUCAUCUUCUCCUUUGUUUACACAGUUGGAAUGGUGUUGUUGACACUCUCUGCUUCCAUAGACAGCCUACGUCCACCUCAAUGCCCCACACGACCUUGCGAACCAGCAUCCCGCGGCCAGACGACAUUCCUUUAUGGCGCACUAGCUCUUAUAGCCCUCGGAACAGGAGGUAUCAAGCCAUGCGUCUCGUCCUUUGGUGCUGAUCAAUUCGACGAAGCAGAUAGAGAGGAAGUGCAGAAGAAAUACUCAUUCUUCAAUUGGUUCUUCUUUGCCAUCAACAUGGGGGCGCUCCUUGGUAUCACCAUAUUGGUGUAUAUACAAGUAGAGAAAGGCUGGAAUUGGGGUUUUGGAAUCCCCACGGCAGCGAUGUUCUGUUCCAUCAUCAUCUUAGCUGCUGGCAUCCCAUACUAUCGUUUCCAGAAACCAAUGGGUAGUGCUUUUACCAGGUUUCUUCAGGUUAUUGUGGCUUCAGUGAGGAACCAUUUUAAAGGGGUAGAAGCGGGGCAUGGUGCUGAACUCUAUGAAGUCAAAACUACAGAGUCAGACAUCUUGGGAAAUCGAAAGAUCGCUCACACCGCCCAGUACAGGUUUUUGGACAAGGCAGCAGUUAUAACAGAUGCUGAAGCCAACACAAAGAGCCGCUGGAGGCUCUGCACAGUCACCCAAGUUGAAGAAUUCAAAUCCUUCGUUAGAAUCCUACCAGUGUGGGCCUCCACCAUAGCUCUCUCCAUUUCGUUCGCCCAACUCUCAACCUUCUUCAUCAGCCAAGCCCACAUCAUGGACAGAAAACUUGGCCCUGACUUCGUCAUCCCAGCCGGCUCCAUUCCCGUCUUUAGCGCCAUGAACGCACUCAUCCUUGUUCCCAUCUACGAGAAGUGGAUUGUUCCCAUUCUCCGCCGCCACACUGGGCACCGCAGAGGCAUCACAUCUCUGCAACGAAUGGGCAUCGGCCUAUUCGUUUCCAUCUUUGCCCUGGCAUCUGCCGCCUUGGUAGAAAAGAGACGGCGUGACCAUUCUAGGGCAUCAACCAUGAGCGUCUUCUGGCUGCUUCCCCAGUUCUUCCUCAUAGGCAGCGCCGAGGUCUUCACGUAUGUGGGGCAACUUGAGUUCUUCUACGACGAAGCCACCGAUGGGACUCGAAGCCUUAGCAGCGCAAUGUUUCUGAGUGAGAUUGGGAUAGGAAGCUGGUUGAGCACUGCCAUCGUUAAGAUCAUCGAAAGCACAACUGGUGGGGAAGAAAAAGGGUGGUUGAGGAAUACUCUUAACACAAGCCGACUGGAUUACUUCUACUGGGUAUUGACUGGAAUCAAUGUUGCUAAUUUCUUCAUAUAUUUGUGGAUUGCUGGGCUUUAUAAGGGGAAAGGCGGUGCAAGUGGGAGUAUAAGAGAUGAGCACAUGGCAGAGCUGGGCGGUGAAGCUGGAAGAGAGGAUGAUAAAGGGGAACUUGGAAGUAAGCUCUUCUAUGAUUACAAAAAUUAAUUCAUCUGUGUAUUAAUUUCUCUUUUACUGUGUGAUAUAUGAGCAAAUUGUCUUAUGCGCAUUGCUACAUAUACAUAACAUUGUUCCUGGUAACUAUAACUAUCAGGCCAGAAAUAAUUUUUAUUAUAAUAU
Messenger RNA from Vitis riparia (riverbank grape), 2017 nucleotides. RefSeq names its product protein NRT1/ PTR FAMILY 8.2-like. Gene Ontology annotation, cellular component: membrane. NCBI's taxonomy places the organism in Eukaryota, Viridiplantae, Streptophyta, Magnoliopsida, Vitales, Vitaceae. Gene Ontology annotation, biological process: transmembrane transport; oligopeptide transport. The record is from RefSeq and is a predicted model, not a curated record. The transcript is spliced from 5 exons. Gene Ontology annotation, molecular function: transmembrane transporter activity. Bases 23 to 1885 code for a protein of 620 amino acids.